CAGGCGUGCCUGUCAGUUGUGAUUCAGCUGAAAGUGCAUUUCGUUCGUGGUUUGAUUCAAGAUGGCAAGACGCAUGAUGUCCCGGUUGGGCCAGUGGUCUUCUUAUGUUUUUGCAGUGGACUUCGAUACGAACUCUGACCCAAUCUACUUCGCCCUAGCAAGCAAGCAGAGCGAGCGGCAACAAGUGUUCAGAAAUGUCCUCGCUGAUGAAAUGUGCUACUCGCUCCAUGUGCAGAGCGAUGACAAAAUUGAAAGAGCAAAGUUUUAUGGAGGACUGAAAAAAAAACUUUCAAAAGAGUUACCUCCAGAAUGUACGAUUUUGGAAAUGUCCAUAUUUCAGCCCAAUGUCAAAGAUUCUGUCAUCAAAGGAUAUUUUCUAAAAGACGCAUCUAAGUCCUCAGCGACUGAACGAGUAUUAGGCGAGUUGCUUCGCAAUGACCCAGUCUAUGUAUGCUCCUACUUGUGCGGGGGAGAGGACAGACAGUGGUCGCAACACCUGUGGUCCAAUACAAAAGACGGUUGGGUGGAGGUGUUGGAGAAAUACUGCGUGGUACCUGCUGAAAAGCCAGUGCAUCAUCCUUCAACUCUCAACAUUAUCAACUAUGACGUGUUCUAUAGUUUUGAGGAUGCCUACAAAGUUCUGCAACAGUGUGUUGACAUCAUCCCGGAGUCCAAGGCAGUGCUGGAGCUUGUGGACCAGCGACUCGAGUCUAAGGAGAAAACGGACUUUCCUGUUAUUGUCAUAGAGGGACUGGAUGCUACAGGGAAAACCACUCUGACUGAGUCCCUGACGGAGGCACUGGGGGCCACUCUCCUGAAGUCCCCUCCGCAGUGUCUGUCCCCAUGGAGGGCCCGCUUCGACACUGAGCCCCCCCUCAUCCGCAGGGCCUUCUACGCCCUUGGGAAUUACCUGACAGCAGGACAGAUAGGCCAGGAGGCCAGACAAGCACCUGUCAUUGUAGACAGGUACUGGCACAGCACAGCAGCCUAUGCCAUUGCCACGGCGGUGGGUGGUAAGCUGGGUAACCUGCCCCAGGCUGGCAGUGAGGUGUAUGGCUGGCCAUGGGACCUCCUGAGGCCCAGCCUGGUGCUGAUGCUCAGCCUCAGCUCACAGGAGAGGAUGAGGAGACUACAGGUCAGAGGUCAGGACAAGACCAUGGAGGAGGAGGAGCUGGAGGCCAAUCACCUGUUCAGACAGAAAGUGGAGGAGGCUUACCAGCGGAUUGAGGGCCCGGCCUGCGUCACUGUGGAUGCCAGUCCUUCUCCAGACCAAGUGCUCCAACAAGUGCUACUUUUAAUUAGGGAAAAAUGCCACUUGUAAACAGCUCCUCUCCUCCUCUCCCAGUCUUGCCCCAGAUGGCUAAUAUUCCGUUGUGGUCCACUAGGUGGUAGUAGAGUGCCAUUGAUUUGACAGAGGCAGGGCUAGUGAGAAGAGGGCAGAGUGUAGUAGAGGAUCUGGACUGUGGAUAAGCCUCAUAUGGCAAAGGGCCAGUACUACACACUCACACACACACACACAAUCAUGCAUGCACACAGUAGCACACAGUCUCUCUCCUUCACACACACACGCACACAGAUAGAACCAAGACCCCGACCAGUGCAUGUCACAACAUGUCCUAUUCUGUAUGACUGCCAUCAGUGAGAUGAGGAGAAACGUUAUUAUGAAUGCCAUUGUGUUCUGUCAGUAGUGAUGCUUAGGGAUAUGCAGCCAGACAGCCCGCGGUGACAACCAUUUUUAUUAGGCCUGAGAUUCAGGAAAUGAAAGGGAGGGUUUGUAUAGUCAUCAGUCACUUCUAUUUCAUUGAAACAUAUGGGCCAGCAGCUAACUCUACAAUUCCCUUUUGAAGUAGCGAAAUGGACCCAGGGAUUAAAACGCACACACAGAGCAAUAUGAUACAUUUCACAUUACAAUAACACUGCUCAUUUGUUUGAGUACUAUUUCAAAUUAAAGGAAACAUAUUGAAUAUA
Messenger RNA from Oncorhynchus nerka (sockeye salmon), 1968 nucleotides. It is a transcript of the gene cmpk2, whose product is annotated as cytidine monophosphate (UMP-CMP) kinase 2, mitochondrial. Gene Ontology annotation, cellular component: mitochondrion; cytoplasm. The coding region runs from base 62 to 1321 and encodes 419 amino acids. The transcript is spliced from 5 exons. Gene Ontology annotation, molecular function: nucleoside diphosphate kinase activity; dTMP kinase activity. Lineage: Eukaryota; Metazoa; Chordata; Actinopteri; Salmoniformes; Salmonidae. The record is from RefSeq and is a predicted model, not a curated record. Gene Ontology annotation, biological process: dTTP biosynthetic process; dUDP biosynthetic process; dTDP biosynthetic process.